AUGUUCAUGACGAAUUGGGAUCAGCAAGAUGAAGCGAUCAAAUGUUCUACCGAUGUGGAUCGUGAAGACGCCCGGUUUAAGUUAACGGAGUGCGCACUUAGGUGGUCUCCAAAAUGCCAUCCUGCCGUACAUGCGGAUGCUGUGGCAACAGGCCACUACGCACAAAAUUCAUAUGGUAAUUUCCUUGAAGAUCGAGCCAUCCUCUCGUCACCACCCAAACUUUUGAGAUCGGUCGACCCUGUCAAAGAUCAAACAUUUUGGCUUUGUAAUAUAUCAUGGAGACAUUUACAACAUUGCAUGUUUCCUGUGGGCAAUCUUAUGAAGUCAAGAGUGAAGGAGAUUGCCGCAUCUGUUGGUCUUGAGCGAAUCGCGAAAAGAAAGGAGAGUAUGGGAAUAUGUUUUAUUGGAAAGCGAAACUUCUGUGAUUUCAUCGAUAAGGAAAGCGUUCGCAAGUUUCGUGAGGAGACUGAAAAGCUUGAGAAGUCAAAGGAGGUUCAAUCGAUGCGGGAAUUCUAUAAAAAAAUUGAGAGUGAGAUUCCUUUGGAUGCGGUGGAGAAGGUUCGAGACCAUCUUGAAUCAGCUGCUAAGAGAAUCCGAACUGAAGGGGAGAACUGGAAGAAGCAAGAGUAUGUUCGUAAGGGCUUAGAAGGCAUCUCGAAAGCUAGCGAACAGCUUGUGGAUGUGUCUCGAUCUAUUGGAAAGACCGAGUUUGUUAAAUCGGCAAGGGAGACUCUGGAAGCAUUGGAAAAGGAAUUACAGUCUGACCGUGCCCUGGUUUACCGUGCUCCAGAUAGACCCAGAACUAGAGCCGAGAUAACGGGUGGUUCAACUGAGCGAAUCGUCGAUGCUGAUACCAAAUCAUCUGGUGUAGUCCUUCACAAGGACUCAAAGUGGGUUGCUGCAUGGGAGAAUUUUAAAGACACUAAUCAAUAUGUUCAAAAAUUCUUCGACUUGAAGGCAAGGUAUGAGGAAAGUGACCACUUUCUUGCACGCUCACUACGCUUUGUUACGGACAAAAUCACUGAGCUAGUUGGCAGUAGGGGUUCGGAGAACGACUUGCAAAAAGCUCUCGAGGAGAUCACCAAAAUUGAUCCAAAUUUUACCACGGAAAAGUUUAUUCGCUACUGCCGUGUCGAAGUCAUUCCCAAUGUUCUGGAGUCUAUCAUUCAUGGUCACUUGGAUGUGCUUAAGGACUGGUGCUACGAAGCCUCCUUCAAUGUCCUCUCCGCCCCAAUAAAGCAAACACGGGAGCUUGGCUUCCACAUGGAUUCGCGUAUCCUCGACGUCCACAAUAUUGAUGUUUGCAUGGGCAAGAUGAUGGAGCAGGGCCCGGUGCUGAUCAUCACAUUCCAAGCACAGCAGAUCCAGUGCAUUCGUGACACCCAAGGCGCUGUGAAGGAGGGUGACCCGGAGAAAGUGCUGCGAGUGACUCACGUGUGGGCUCUGUGUCGCGACCAGUCGGAGUUGAACCCUUGGAUGGCUUGGCGUGUUCUCGAUGUCGCAAUGAUGCCCACAGAACAGUGGGUGUAG
Molecule: messenger RNA, 1530 nt
Organism: Echinococcus granulosus
Lineage: Eukaryota; Metazoa; Platyhelminthes; Cestoda; Cyclophyllidea; Taeniidae
Product: Mitochondrial import inner membrane translocase subunit TIM44
Exons: 13
Coding region: 1-1530 (509 amino acids)
Biological process (GO): protein import into mitochondrial matrix
Cellular component (GO): mitochondrial inner membrane
Molecular function (GO): protein-folding chaperone binding
Source: RefSeq, a predicted model, not a curated record